CAAAUAUCGAAUAGUAUGGCAUCACAGUGUAACAUAGGUUUAGAAAGUUUGACAAUUCGCACGGCAUAAAAGUCCGGCAAAAAUAAGAUAUUAUGUCUACGGAGGAUUUCUAUCUACGUUACUACGUAGGUCACAAGGGCAAGUUUGGACAUGAAUUCCUGGAGUUCGAAUUCCGACCAGACGGUAAACUGCGCUAUGCCAACAACUCAAAUUAUAAGAACGACACAAUGAUCCGAAAGGAGGCCUUUGUGCAUCAGUCUGUAAUGGAAGAAUUAAAAAGAAUAAUUUUAGAUUCAGAAAUUAUGGCCGAAGAUGAUUCGCCUUGGCCACCACCGGAUCGAGUGGGCAGACAGGAACUGGAAAUUGUCAUUGGCGAUGAACAUAUAUCCUUCACAACAUCGAAGACCGGCUCUCUGGUUGAUGUCAAUCGGUCAAAAGAUCCUGAAGGUCUACGUUGCUUCUAUUAUUUGGUGCAAGAUUUAAAGUGCUUAGUAUUUUCACUAAUUGGACUGCACUUCAAAAUUAAGCCUAUAUAAUAUUUUAAUUUAGUAGUACUCUCUUUACGUAUUUAAUUUUCCAUUUUAUAUUUGCUUACAUCUCAAUAUAAAUGUAAACUGUAAACAUC
Anastrepha ludens (Mexican fruit fly) is the source of this 625-nucleotide messenger RNA. It is a transcript of the gene mago, whose product is annotated as protein mago nashi. The transcript is spliced from 3 exons. The coding region runs from base 93 to 536 and encodes 147 amino acids. The record is from RefSeq and is a predicted model, not a curated record. NCBI's taxonomy places the organism in Eukaryota, Metazoa, Arthropoda, Insecta, Diptera, Tephritidae. Gene Ontology annotation, cellular component: nucleus; catalytic step 2 spliceosome; exon-exon junction complex. Gene Ontology annotation, biological process: RNA splicing.